This is a messenger RNA of Parus major (Great Tit), 4173 nucleotides long. RefSeq names its product alpha-2Db adrenergic receptor-like. Bases 735 to 1763 code for a protein of 342 amino acids. Gene Ontology annotation, molecular function: adrenergic receptor activity. Gene Ontology annotation, biological process: adenylate cyclase-activating adrenergic receptor signaling pathway. The transcript has a single exon. The record is from RefSeq and is a predicted model, not a curated record. Gene Ontology annotation, cellular component: membrane. Lineage: Eukaryota; Metazoa; Chordata; Aves; Passeriformes; Paridae.
GUGCUGGGGGCACACCAAACACUUGUGCUGCGGGACACAUGGUGAUGAUGCCACAGCUGAACCCCGAGGUCUGUAGCCACCCGUACUGAGCUGUCACAGGCAGCAUCUUCUGGCUCCCGCCUCAUCCCCAAAGGGCUGAACUGGUGGGGUCCAUGGUGCCCCACUGUGUGCCAUGCCACAGCAGCAUAUCAGUGAGUGAGACACAGCACGGGGCAGCCAGGCAAGGUGCUGGGCUGCUGUGGUGCUGCUGGGCUGGGAUCAGCAGGAUGAUGACUCGGAAUGGUUGGGCAGUGCCCCUGCACCACCAGGCACCCUGGCACCCGUGGCUGGAGCCCUCCUGCCAUGGCGAACCUGAAAGGAGCCCUUUAAGUGGCAAUAACAGCUUCUCCCACUGCCCACAGAUGUUUGGGUUCCUGCCAAUGAUAUCGGCCCACCCUUCCCUCCUUCCCUCCUUCCCGCCCGCCCUCCUCCGGACUGGGACCAGCAGAGCCAGCAGUGCUGCCGUGGGAGCCUCUCUGUUUUCCCAGCACCGCCGCUGUCCCGCAUGCCCAGCCGGGCAACCACUGGGCCAGGACGACCUCGCCACCAGACCGGGUCAGUGAAGGAGUCAGGCAGCCGGGAGAGCCCUCCGGGGACUCAGCGAUGCUGGGGCUGCACCGCAGCCGCUUCGGGACCGGUGAGCAGGGUGGGGGAAAGCCCCAUGGGGCUUUAUCUGCUUGAGGGGCCGGGCCAGCAUGGAGCCAGCCAGCGCCCUUCCCAACAUCUCCAGUAACAGCAGCGGCGCCAGCAGCGCCCCACACUCACCAGCAGCCACAGGACUCAUCUUGCUGGCCGCCCUGUCCGUCCUGCUGGCCACGCUGGUGGGCAACGCUCUGGUGGUGGUGGCCAUCUCCACUAGCCGGGCUCUUCAAGCCCCACAGAACCUCUUCCUUGUGUCCCUGGCCUCGGCAGACAUCCUGGUGGCCAUCCUCGUCCUGCCUUUCUCGCUGGCCAAUGAGGUGAUGGGCUACUGGUACUUUGGUGGGCUGUGGUGCAGCCUGUACCUGGCGCUGGACGUGCUGCUCUGCACCGCGUCCAUCGGGCACCUCUGUGCCAUCAGCCUCGACCGCUACUGGGCCGUCACACGGGCGGCACGGCUCAACCUGCGCCGCAGCCCUCGGCGGGUGAAGGCCAUGAUCGGGGCGGUGUGGGUGGCAGCGGCCCUGGUGGCACUGCCACCACUCCUGCGGCCACGGCCGGGUGGGAGGGAGUGCCAGCUGAGCCAGGAGACCUGGUAUGUGCUGGCCUCCUGCGCUGCCUCCUUCUUCGUCCCCUGCCUCGUCAUGGUUGCCGUCUACUGCCGCAUCUACCGCCUGACUGCCCGGCGGGCGGCCGCCCUGCUCGCUGCCCGCUCCCCGCGCCCCUCCAGCGGUGAUGGAAAGGUGUCGGGAGUUGGGAUGCCAGGAUGGAGGCGUCGGAGCCAGCACCAGAGCGUGUUGCUGUGCCGCCGCCGGCUGGUGCGGGCGAGGGAGCGGCGCUUCACCGUCGUGCUGGCUGUGGUGAUGGGGGCCUUUGUGCUGUGUUGGUUCCCCUUCUUCUUCACCUACAGCCUGGGGGCUCUCUGUGGAAAGGGCUGCCACGUGUCCAAGCCCCUUUUCAACUUCUUCUUUUGGAUCGGCUACUGCAACAGCAGCGUCAACCCCCUCAUCUACACCCUCUUCAACCGGGACUUCCGUGCUGCCUUCCGCCGGCUCCUCGCCAUCCCCCGCCGGCACUGCACUUAGGGACCUGUUGGGACACCCCCCAACCCUGCUCAGUGCUCACAGCAUCUGGCCCUACCACAGAGCUUGGAUGGCAGUGCCAGUGUGCAGCUUGAGGUGCUUCUGGAAAUGCAGGACUGAAUAAAACAAGACCAAAGCCUGUGCCUGGUGCUGGCAUCUGCCUCCAGGGAGCCCAAAAAGCAGCACCAGCUGCCAGCACCUUUUGUCACCUGCAUCACCCCACAUGUAUGUCUUACAGCAGUGAUGGUGACAACUUGCUGUGGCAGCUCCAGUGAGUACCAGCCCUCCCCACUCUCAGAUGAAUGUCUGCACUCUCUUGUGCAGGGGAUGGACCCCACAGCUGCUGCAAGGAGACAAAACCCUCCACGUGGCAGCGUCACCAGCACUGGGCUGAGCUGGCUGUGCCACCACAGCAGCCCAGUCUGAGCCCUGUGCCUCUCUGCCGGGGCUGUCCCCUCUGGGAACAUGCCAGCUGUGCUAUGUCACGGGGGCUUUGUGAGGGCACACACGUAGCCACGGUGGGGAAUGAGGGUCGCAGGUCUGGUGUGGACACCCCACAUCCUGCUCGGGGGCUGGACUGGGAUCUUGCUGCAGGAGGGAAAGGAGGAAUGAUAUCUCAGUGCCGGAAAGGCUGUUCUCCCUUGGGAGAGUGUCAGAGAUGGGAUCGCAUGGGAACAGGCUCCGGCACAGCCUGACGUGCAAGAGGCCACAGAGGCAGCUGUGGGGCGAAGACCUGGGGGCAACCGCAUCCCCCUUGGGGGGCAGAAGCUGCCCCACACCCACCCUGCCUGGCUGCCUGCAUCACUCUGCACAGACACCCGGGGGUCAGGGGCUGCUCCACUUCUUCAGCUUUGCUGCUCAAAAUAGAAAAUCUCAAAACAUUGGACUUUCUUCUGGGCUAAAAACAGCCGCUGGCGCCUGGGAGCUGGAGCCCAAGGAACACUGGCCCCUGCCAGCCCCCCCAGCCCCUGUCGGGGUGGGUGCAGCUCAGCUGGGGUCUGGGGGGGCUGGAUGCGAUGGGAUGCUGGAUGGGACGUGGGUACUUGCAGCAGUGAGGGUCCCCAGGAGGGAUCACAGGUGAGGAUCACAGUGCCUGCUGGCCCCAUGUGGGGAGGCUCAUGGUGUGAGCUUUGGAGUCAGCAGAGGUUCCCAGUGGAAUUGGCUUGGGAUGGGUCCCAGUGCUGACUCCUGGAGGCGUCUGGCCCCAGUGGUUGGAGCUGCACAGGCAUUGCCUGCGGAAGGAGCUGCCCUAUCGUUGCUGCCCAGCUUCCCCUCCUGCCACUGCCAUUCUCUUUCUCACAACUAAACAACAUUUUGCCUCUAAAAAUACCCAGAUGAGGGCAAGUGGUGGGGACCUGGCCAGGCCAGCUCUCCCAGGGGGCACCAGCCCUGUGGCAGCAUUCCAAGCCCCCAGCCAGAGUACCAGGCACUGUCCAUUCUUCUGGCAUGAACACACAGCUCUGGGAUGCUGCAGGGCAGGAGGGGACAGGAACCAGCUGGAGGGGCCACACAGGGUCCCCCCUGCUUGGGCAAGACCACACCAACAUAUUGGGGCAAAAUCCAAGUCAGCAAAGGGAGAUUCAGGCUGAUGUCUGAAACAUCCAAUCCUGAGCGCUGGAUGAGGUGUUGGGAGCACCUGGUCCCCCUCUUCACCCAAUGGGAGUGAUUGGAAGAGCUCCCUCACUGAGCAUCUCCCACUGCAUCCCCAUCCUGAACUUCAGCCUAUUGAGAGCAUAUGUGUUGAGCAGGUCACUCCAUAUCCCUGCAGCAGCCAUUUCUGUUCCAAGUUUGUACAAAGUCCGUUUCUCUGUUUCAUCUGCCACAGCAUGACCUUUACUUCUGCUGUGUUCAUGAGCCACUGUGACUCCAGUGCCACUGGGAAAGUGGCUCCCCUUGAGGUGCUGAUUUUUGCUGCCCAGUUGCAGCACCUGUGCCUGGAAUUGCAUUCUGCAUUUUCAGGCUUUUUCUUCAGUUUCCUAAAAUUGUUUUGAAUUACUCUCCCAACAAGCUUGGGUUCAGGGCCCUCUCCCUUUCCAGCCAUCCCCUCCACAGAGCUAAAAAGCAGAGUGGCAGCUCCACCACCUGAGCUGCUGCUGGAUCUGUUGGGGACAUCAGGAUCCUAUGGACACUGGUGCUGCUCCAGCAGCCUCCUGUUGUCCAUGACUCUUGUCAGUGAUGGGAACGGUACUGAAAAAUCCCAGGUGGGAAGAAACAGAAAAUAGCAACCCAAGGGUUAAUGCUGGAAAUGGAUGGAAACAGUCAUCUCAUUUUAAGUUCAAAAUAAACAUGUGCCAGCUUUGGAAGGAAAGCAGCUCUAAAAGAGGAGCUCUCACAGCAUGAGCUCAUCCCUCCAGGCAGAGUGACAGAGAGAUUACCCCCAAGGUGUGGCGGGGCAAAGCAUCCUCCUCCUUCU